Python bivittatus (Burmese python) is the source of this 2840-nucleotide messenger RNA. Lineage: Eukaryota; Metazoa; Chordata; Lepidosauria; Squamata; Pythonidae. The record is from RefSeq and is a predicted model, not a curated record.
UGGAAGGAACAAGAAAGGGCCGAGGGCGGCAAUGCUCCGCGCCACUGUUAGUUGUUUGGUUUCCUCCGCCUGUUCCCUGAGUCCGCGAAGGCGGGGCGAGUUUUUCACAGGCUGUCCCUUUCUCCGCAGGAAUUUCCACCCUGCCCGCCCGGAAAACGUCCGAGCAGCAAACUCUCCAGGCGGAGCUGGAACUCCAAACAUUCCUCCUCCCUCAUCUUGAUAUGGCGGUGGUGGGUGAAGACCCCACCAUAUUUACCACGGAUGCUCUGCCUUCUGACACCAGACUCCUCCCAACGAUGACCAAUGCCUAUCUGGGGACCCGAGUCUACAGGGACAUCCUUCAUGUCAAUGGGGUGUACAAUGGAGCAGUUGGGCAGACACAUCGGGCUGAUCUCCCCAGUCCUGUGAAUGUCAGGAUGGACGUGGAUGGAGCCAACGACCUGAGGGAGACCUUCUGUUUGGACACCAGGACAGGGACCUACAUCCACACCGCCCAGUGCUCAGAAUAUACAGCUACUCACACAAUCUAUGCCCACCAGUCUCUUCUCCAUCUUCUGGCCUUCAGCAUAACCAUCUCAAGGUCAGCUCUUGAAACUAAACCCAUCACAGUGAAUCUCCACACCCAGUUCACGCCAGAGAGUCCAGACCUGGACUUGCAGAAAGGGCCAGAUUUCCUGGGAGCUCACUAUCUGUAUGGAAAGACAUUGGUCCCAGAAGUAGAAGGUGGCCCCCAGCCUACUGUACACAUGGUCUGGACCCCAGUGCCCCAAUCAGUGACCCUCCCUGGAGAAAAGAAGGAGCAGAGAUGGGAGUUCCUCACUGCCAUAGCAGAGACUGAAGAGGAUGUGCAGAGGACCUUUUGUGAAGGAAUGUCCCUGAUUGGAUCUGGUUCCUUACAUUUGUCUCACGUCCAGGCAUGGGCAGCGCUCUGGGAAGGCUGCUGUGUAGAUGUGGAGGGGCCUCUUCCCUUCAGCCAGGCCAUUUAUGGCUGCCUCUAUUACCUGCUCAGUGCCAUUCCUCCUCUGGGCUCUGCUAACUUCCCAUUCUCUGGAAUCAGCCCAGGAGGCCUUUCCAAUGGCACAUCUGGGGAAGACUACUGGGGCCACGUCUUCUGGGACCAGGAUACUUGGAUAUACCCAAACAUCUUGCUUUUCUAUCCAGAAGCAGCUUGUGCAAUCCUAAAAUACAGGAUCCGAACACUAGAGGGAGCUCAACACAAUGCAUGGGAACAAGGAUAUAAGGGUGCAAAGUUUCCUUGGGAGAGUGCAGCAACAGGCCGAGAGGUCUGCCCUGAGAAAAUUUAUGGAGAUGAGGAGAUCCACAUCAAUGGAGAUGUGAUGCUGGCUUUUGAGCAGUAUUUCUACAUCACUCAGGACUUGAAGCUCUUUCAGCAGGAAGGUGGCUGGGACGUAGUCCAGGCUAUCGCUCAGUACUGGUGCAGCCGAGUGGUGUGGAACUCUGAGGAAGAGAACUAUUACAUUGUUGGUGUUAUGCCCCCAGAUGAGUAUCACUGCAGUGUCAAUAAUUCUGUCUAUACAAAUGCUGUUGCCCAGAGGAGCUUGAACUUUGCAAUUGACUUGGGCUCCCAGUUGCAUUUUCCUGUCCCUGAAGAAUGGAAGGAAAUUAUGAAGAAACUUAAAGUGCCUUUGGAUAAAAGCAGAUGCUACCAUCCAGAAUAUGAUGGGUACUGUCCAGGUGAGGGAUUCGGAAGAAGAAACCAAGGUGAGCCAGUGAAACAAGCUGAUGUUGUCUUGCUUGGGUUUCCUGUCGUGUACCCUAUGGACCCAGAAGUCAGAAGGAAUGAUCUAGAGAUCUAUGAGCCUGUGACUGAUCCUCAGGGGCCAGCCAUGACUUGGAGCAUGUUUGCUGUUGGCUGGUUGGAGCUGAAGGAAAUCAAAAGAGCACAACAACAAAUGAGCAAAUGUUUCAGCAACAUCACCGAGCCAUUCAAGAUCUGGGUGGAAAAUUCUGAUGGAUCAGGAGCUGUAAACUUCUUGACCGGGAUGGGUGGAUUUCUACAAGCCAUCUUUUUUGGAUAUGCUGGGUUCAGGAUCUCCAGAAGCUGCCUGAAGUUUGACCCUGUUUAUCCUGAUGACAUAAAGCAACUGAACAUUACUGGAGUGUGCUACUUAGGAAACAAGCUGAAUUUCACCCUCACCAAAGAGAAAACCACCAUCAAAAUGACCAGGUCUUCUCCUGAUUUACAGUUAUCUGUUCUGGAGGUGGUACUGGCUGAAACAGGAGAGCAUCUGUCCUUAAAAGAAGGACAAAGUGUCUCCUUCUUUACAACUGCUGGUUGGAUUCAGAAAGCAUCUAUUGAGCCAUUUUAAAUCCAUCUUAUUGUAACUUUAUGCACAUAUGAAAACUAUUAAAGAGUUGAUAAUUUUCUUAUUUAUUUCACGUUAUUAUUGGCAUAUUACAGAGACAUGAUUCAUUUGUAAAGUUCAGCAGUAUCACUGGAUAAAUUUUUCUUUUAAUCAGUACAUAAUGUUAUAUUAUACAGCCUGAAAUAAUGCAAGUUGCAUGGAUACUUAAUGAAAAAUGUAUGCCUAUGCUUUUGUCUUUAAUACUGUUGAUGUGUUGUUGCCAUCAAACUGGGUGUCAAACAUUUAUAUCAUUAUUUGUACAACAUAAUUCUUGCAUGUUUAUUUCCCUUUUUGCAAUAAUAUAAUAAUUCACAUCAGAAUUAUAAGGUACAAUAUUAUUAUGCUAGCCAAAUUACCACAGUAGAUGAGUUUGUAAAUAACUGGAGCUAUAUAAGCUAUUUCCAUUUCUUUGGUAAUAUAUUUGUGAAGGCCCUUCUUGUGGUUUUCAGUAUUUCCAGUUUAUUUUUCCUUGUG